This is a messenger RNA of Pelmatolapia mariae (spotted tilapia), 6984 nucleotides long. RefSeq names its product solute carrier family 2, facilitated glucose transporter member 1-like. The transcript is spliced from 11 exons. NCBI's taxonomy places the organism in Eukaryota, Metazoa, Chordata, Actinopteri, Cichliformes, Cichlidae. Gene Ontology annotation, molecular function: D-glucose transmembrane transporter activity. Gene Ontology annotation, cellular component: plasma membrane. The record is from RefSeq and is a predicted model, not a curated record. Bases 715 to 2313 code for a protein of 532 amino acids. Gene Ontology annotation, biological process: dehydroascorbic acid transport.
GUGCUUCACAAAUUCUGAGAGGAUGUUCGUGAGUGUGCAAAAGUGACAGCGUUGUUUCUGCAGCUGAAAUAUCCUGUGUGCCGCACUGCAUGACCUGUUGCCCUGGCAACUGCCCGCCUCGCAUCAGCAUCUGCAGCAUCAGUCGUCCAGUGGCUUCUGUCAAGGUCGCCAGCGAGAGGCAUCAUGGGAAGCCGUCUAGAAGGGUUCACCAUUAUCAUCCCCCACCACACUCGCGCAUGCGCCUAGUCUUUUCGUUAACUGAGCUGACCAACUAACCGAAAUAAGGCUGUAACCAUAAUAGGACAUAGACGCCGCCUCGCCUCACGGGAUGCGGUGAUGAUGCGCAGGAGUCAUGAGAUCCUGCACGUCAAACUCUGAGGGGGCGCGGCCACAUUCACGGCUUCCCUGCGUCCUCAUUUCUCAUAGGCUGGCCUCAAACAAACUACAACUACGUGCGGUUACGUGCGGUUACGUGCGGUUCCCCUCGCAGCUCCCGUAUGCAUAGCCUAUAUGAGAAAAGAAGGGAGGCACUGCCGCAAAAAGCGACCGCUGCAGCUCCUGUGUCCGGACUGGCAGUCACGACAGUUUUCAGCACCGACGGGCGGGUCCUGCGAAGCCUUUUAAACACCGCCUGAAGCUCCCAGCUCCAGACUCCAUCCUGCAGUUUGGAAAUCCUAAAAUUUGCCCGGUGAUCGCCCAGAAAAACUUGAAAAGAUGGAGAGUCAGGACAAGCAGGUCACAGGUUAUCUCCUGUUCUCCCUCGCCACCGCCGUCAUCGGCUCUCUGCAGUUUGGUUACAACACAGGAGUCAUCAAUGCUCCAGAGAUGAAACUCAAAUCUUUCUUCAACGUAACCUGGUAUAAGCGAUAUAAUGAGGACAUCGACCCUGGUGUUUGCACCAUUGUCUGGAGCGUUGCUGUUUCCGUCUUCAGUGUGGGCGGCAUGGUGGGCUCCUUUAGUGUUGGUGUCAUAGCUAACCGGUUUGGCAGGCGUCGCUCCAUGAUCCUGGUGAACUCUCUGGCAGUGAUCGGCGGCCUCCUUAUGGGCUUCUCCACCAUGUGUUCCUCCUACGAGAUGGUGAUCGCUGGGCGUCUGGUCAUCGGCCUUUUCUGUGGCCUUUUUACUGGCCUGACUCCCAUGUAUGUUGGCGAGGUGUCACCAACGCCGCUCCGCGGAGCUUUCGGCACUCUGCACCAGCUCGGCGUUGUUGUGGGCAUCCUGAUCGCUCAGAUCUUUGGUCUGGAAGCUCUGCUGGGUUCAGACAACCUGUGGCCUCUGCUGCUGGCCCUGACUGUGGCCCCCGCUGUCCUGCAAUGCAUCCUGCUGCCUUUCUGUCCUGAGAGCCCCCGCUUCCUGCUCAUCAACCUCAAACAGGAAGAGGAGGCACGCAACGUGCUUGUGCGUCUGCGUGGCUCUGAGGAUGUGAGCAAAGAUCUGCAGGAGAUGAAGGAGGAGAGCGCCAAGAUGGCCAAGGAGAAGAAAGUAACCAUCGCUGAACUGUUCCGCACGGCAGCGUACCGACAGCCCCUCUUCAUCGCCAUCAUGCUGCAGCUCUCCCAGCAGCUGUCAGGAAUUAACGCUGUGUUUUAUUACUCCACUGGGAUCUUUUCCUCAGCCGGUGUGCAGAAGCCGAUUUACGCCACCAUCGGAGCCGGCGUCGUCAACACCGUCUUCACCAUUGUUUCUUUGUUCCUAGUGGAGAAAGCAGGGCGCAGGACUCUGCACCUCCUGGGACUGGGUGGGAUGGCGGUUAGCGGUCUGCUUAUGACUGUGUCCCUCCUGCUGGAUAAAAUCCCUGGUAUGAGCUACGUGGCCAUCUUGGCUGUCAUGCUUUUUGUGGCUAUGUUUGAGCUGGGCCCCGGUCCAAUCCCAUGGUUCAUUGUGGCCGAGCUGUUCUCCCAGGGGCCCCGCCCGGCAGCCAUGGCUUUGGCCGGCUGCUGUAAUUGGACGGCUAACUUCCUGGUUGGAAUGAGCUUCCCCACACUUCAGGGGUGGUUGGGCCCGUGGGUGUUCCUCAUCUUCACCGGCUUACUGAUCGUCUUUUUCAUCUUCACAUUCAUCAAAGUCCCCGAGACCAAAGGCAAGACCUUCGACGAGAUUGCUCGUGGCUUCAGCAGUGCUGCACCUCCUCCUUCCUCUUCCACCGAGGAUCCUCCUGCCAGUGCCAGCACUGCUGUGACGCUUCCUGCCUCUCCUGUGAAGGAGAAGGUCCCACUGGUGGAGGCACCAGCAGCAGCUCCAUCUCCGGUGGCUGAGACUACACCUCUUGAAGCUAAACAGGGCAGCACAGGAGAGCAAGUACAGCAGGUGUAGAUGAGGUUUUAAUGGAUAAGAGAGGUUAUAAACGAAGGAAGAGCCACAGCAAUUUUAGACAUACUCUAAAUUGGAACUAAAGAAGUUAGCUUAUUUUAUAGCAGGCUUAGAUAACAAUAGCGUUACGAGUUCAUGGGUUUGGACGUUUGAAAGGUCCUACUUUCUGCUCUCAUCAUCGCACUUUGGACUUCUUGUUUUUCUGAACGUUCUCACACUUCCUUCUUUUAAAUCCUCUCUUCCUUUGAAAAGAAACAGAUACAUUCCUAGGAAUUCAACUGCACUCAUUGACAGUGUGACUCUUUUUCAACACGGCAGUGUGUCUCAGGAUGACACACUGUAAAACAAAAUUGAAGCAGGCGCGGGGUAACAGUCAAGGUGAAAGGAUGACGCUUUUAUGAACGUGUAUAGGUGUCUCCUUAAACAUAAUGUUUGAGUUCAGGCCUGAGUGGUGUUAGAAUAACAAUGACCCACAUUUUUUUAAACUGACACACUUCUGUUUAAAAUAUUAGACAUGUGUUGUAGUGGGCAGUAUAGUGCAGUGUAUAUUUUAGCUGUAGUUCGUAUGUUAUUUGUUGCAAUUUUGUAUAUGGAAGCGUUCUCAAAUCACAGGUCUGAAAGGAUAAUUGCAGUUUCUGCUUUCAGCAUUUGAUUAAGUGCUCACAGAGAGCUUUGAAGAGCAAAGCCAAAGAAAUGGUGAACACACAACCUGAAAUCGGCUCUUCACGGUGGGGAUUUAACAGCCGCACAGGUCACGCUAACUGUAGAAAUUCUGAAAGCUAAUAAGAUGGUCAAAGCUGUAAUCUAGUAUGCCUUUGCUUAGUUGGAGUUUGGCGCCACCCUCGGUAAUAACUGGCAAUUGCAGAGGUGUUCUGCUUCAUCUUUGAUCUUAGAGUUGAUGUAGUUGGUGAUGAAUCCCAAAUUUACUCCAAAAAAUGUCCCCUUCACCAGAGAAUUUAAAGUUAUAAUUAUUCUAUAUAAUGUUUAUAUAGACACUGAAUAUAUAGAAAGAAUUAUUAUUUUUAGGACUGUGCCCUGCAAACAAAAACCCUUUCAAUUAUUUUACACACGUAGAUUACGGUGGGGUAGCGUGCAAUGUAUAUUGUUUUGUUAAAGGGAAAAUUAUCAUAGUAUUUAUAACCUUAGAAACUGAUUUUUGUAUAGAGUAUAUAGUUAGAAAACAAACAAAGAGCUGUAGUGCUUUCCAGAUUUGCCCCAAGGGGUGACACAGAGUUUGCAAUAAGCUCUGCCUCCAUCACCUAAAAUGUAGCUCAGAGAUUUAGAUGCAUUAAUGCACCUUGUUAACCAGAGAAGCGGCAACGCAAGCAAUAGAGCCAAAAUCAGCAACGUAGAAGUCAUUGAGCACAAUAGCGCUUUAUGUCUAACCUACAGAAUAAUCUAAACUAUAUUUACCUGCAGAACACUUAUAUCUGUCAGAGCUGAUGUUAGAAUAGAUAAAAGUGGCAUCAAAUGUGCAUUUAUUGUACAAUCUUAAUCCUAAACUCUAUGUGAGCUGAGAAUGGGCAGAGACAAUUAAAGGGGGAAGUGCUAAUACUGUAUAGAUAACGGGUGACACAGCUGUCUGUGAUGGUUCAUGGGCUUUUAUUUUAAAUUAUACUUUUUUUCACAAAGGGAAAAAUUAGUUUUGACUUUUUUUGUCUUUCAAAAUGACAUAGUGGACAUUUUUUUGUAUUGUCUUUUCAUUCUGAAAUGAAAUUGUAUGUGAUUUUGUUUUUAUUUAUAUACAGAAAUUGCAAAGGACUGACUGGGGCUUUAAUUCUACAAAAAAAAACAAAACAAAAAAAACAUCUGGAAGCAGCUGGUCUGGAUGCAGGACCCAGUGAUUGGAGGGCAAAACCUUUUUUUUCCCAGCAGACUUUAUUACAUAUGUGCUCCGAAUCCUGGAGUUUUUCUGUUGUUUGAUUACGGGAACACUCAGAGAACCGAGGUUACGUAACCUCCAGCGCAUCUCAGCUCGCUCUGAGAAAGUGCAUUAAAUUAUUUCAUCCUUCAGGUCAAAAUGAACUUCAUCUUCCCUCAUGUCUGCUAAUUUUUCCCAUACGUGCAUCAGAUUUGUUAACGUGACAUGAAGAAUGUCUUCAAAUGCUUUAAAAAUCCUUCGAAUGGCCCAAAUGCACUAAAACGAACCUUUGACGCAAUACUGUAAGAAUAUAAAAUGGUUUAUUCUUACAAAAGCUGUAAUGCUAAAUGACUAAAUAAGCAACAAUCAGUCCUGUGUAUUUCAUACAUUAAUAGUGAUUCCCAAAUAAUAAAAUGAACAUUAACAACCACGAUUUGUAGAAAUGAGACCACAUCUGUGUGGUGUGUGUCUGGCUUUACGUGCUUGGGUCCAGAUCCUGCCAACAUUGUGAUGCUUUGUCUGAAGAGUAGCACCAUCAGCCAUUACAGAUUUAUGUAUUCCAAACAGUGUACAGUGUGUGUGGUGUACACAUGUGUGACACAAAGUAUAUUUUAUACAUUCUGUCGUGACUGCGUGAAUUCCUGUAGUUUCUUGAAAAAAGCUAUUUUCACUCAUGCUGCACAGCGAGGAUAUAUUUAUUGAUUUAUGUAUUUAUUUAUGAAUUUAUUGUAAUUAUUGUACACUGGAAGAAUAUUUGUCUGGACAAGACUUCUUUCAAUGCUACCUGCCUCAUUUAAAUGGUGGGAAUAUAUAACUUUGCAGACCUGUUGAACUUGAGAGAUUUAUUGAGAUGAAUAUUUCUUGCAUUGAGGGGAUUGUUUGUGCAGUCAUGACUUUGUUGUGUAUUGCUGUAUUUGUGGGUGAUGUACUGUGCUUGCAUUGAGGGAGGGGUGCGGUACGCUCCUCCUCGCCGGUGGUGUUCAGUGUCGUGUUUAGUCUCUCGACCCUGUUUAGUCACACGCAGCUUCAAUGGCACUAACACUGAGUCUGAUAUUUAAAGUUCUUUCUAUUACACAGCCUGCCCUGUUGGCUUUCCCUUUUGUGAUACAGGAUACCUCCAAGAUUUGAGUUCACUGCUCUCAGCAUUGAGGUCACGGGGCUGGAGUUGAGAAACAAGUGGAGCAAAAUGUUUAAAAUGGAGUUUAAAAAAACGUACAGCUUGCUUUUGAUGUGGAAAGAUUGGAUUUUUGCAACCUUCAAGACAACACUGUAACAAUAUUCCAGUUAAUAUUUGCAAGCAUGAAUCUGUUAUUUUACAGUGUUCCUACUAUAAUCUACAACAACAGUUUCCUGCCGUAAAAUUAUAACAGCACUGUGCAGUAUCUAAUAUUCAAAAUUACCUGUAUUUUCACAGCUGUUUUGUAUACUUAGAACGUGUUUCCUCUGAUUCUAACGGUGGUGGAAAAGUGAAUGUUGUUUGUUAAAGCUGGCAAAACUUCUUCAACAGGGCUUUAAAACUUGAAUGAUUUGGGGUAACUCAACCCUGAUUCAACCCGUGGUUUGACUGCAGUGCAUCCCAAAUGUAUUUGAAAGGAUUUAAAACAGAUAUAUGGACCCAGGCUCACACUGCUCCCAACAGCUACUUUAUGCACACCCAAAACCCUCAAAACCUUCCACUUACUGUACAAAGAUAGUAUAAUUGCUCAUUUGUAAAUAUGUAUUUUUUAAUAGAGUUCUAUUUAUAUGUUGACUUUGGCCAUCGUUUAUGUGUUUGGUUCCUUUUUUAGUUCGGGGUGCACAUUGUCAUUACUGUAUCUCUCAGUCUGCUUCUUUGGCUCUUAACAUCCAGCAGAUCACUGGUGGCCGUGUUACAUUGUAGUUCGUCUAUUCUUCUGCUUCCUUUUUGGGUGUAAGCAAAAGCUCCCUGAAAUGUGGUGGAUAUUAACCCAGCCCUAAUCAUUUACAGAUCGCCUGAGACCUGGUGGAUGUUAACUGGUUAAAUAGUACCCUUGCACAUUGUACACAAUCUGCCUGUGAGUAAGAGUCAAACCCUGACUAACACUGCUGUCCCUGCUCUUUACUGUGCACCAGCUGUACGUGCCUGGUCACAUUACACUCAGAGGUGUUUAGCACUGCUCGGUUUGGUUAGGACUUUUAGCCAUAUUGUUACACUUAAAAAUUUCACAAUAAACUGUCAAAGCUUUUGUGUUUUAAACCAGCAGCUCUGGUAAUAUUCAUGCAAUGUCACAGAUAUGAAUCUAUCACCAAGGAACAGGUCUCAACAGUUCACUUUGGCUGCUGUGAUCUUUGUUCUGUUUGUGUUUCCGGCGUCGGUUUGGUCCUAACUUGUGUGUUGUUGAUGUGUAAAUAGAUGUUUGAGUGUCAUGUACUGUAAUUCUGUUUGUGCCUCUCUCACUGUUAUUAAAUGUGUGUCUUUGUGAGAAAGCUUCCCGUUGCUUCCAGUAUGUUAGAAAGAACUCGCUGGUUUACUCAGUAAUAAUAAACGAGGUUCAUCUGAAACUUGAAGGCCGUGCCGUGGUUAGUUAAUGUUACAUCUGUACUGUGUAUGCAGUGCAGUGACUGGGUGUUAUUUUAGACACGUUUUAAAAAGCCAGUAUCUUUAUGCAUUGUCUUUGAGUGGCAGCCAAAAACUAAGCCAAGUGAUAUUUAUCAUAUGUUUUGAUGGAAAUAGACCAAGCUGGUGAUUUAGGUUUUUGUUUUUUUUUUUUUUUUACAUUUUUCUGUGCAACAACAGUGAUGCACCCCAGCCUUUUUUGUUUGUACUGUACAAACCAGUUAUAAUGUUGUUAAAU